Molecule: messenger RNA, 1632 nt
Organism: Toxotes jaculatrix (banded archerfish)
Lineage: Eukaryota; Metazoa; Chordata; Actinopteri; Toxotidae
Gene: oaz1b
Product: ornithine decarboxylase antizyme 1b
Biological process (GO): positive regulation of protein catabolic process
Cellular component (GO): nucleus; cytoplasm
Molecular function (GO): ornithine decarboxylase inhibitor activity
Source: RefSeq, a predicted model, not a curated record
UUUCCGACCGAUCACUUCCCAGCCGAGCAUAGCAGAGAGCAGUCAGCCCGUCGUGUCUCUACCCGAGGCCGGAUGGUAAAAUCCAACCUCCAGCGGAUCCUAAACAGUCAUUGCUUUGCUCGCGAGAAAGAAGGAAAACAGCAGCCUUUUACUACCAUGGCGGAUUUAAGUAGCGGUAUCUGUGACAUGAUUGGGAAGCUGUCCCUGCACUGUAGUAGUACCCGUGGCCCGGGGCCUCUGUGGUGCUCCGAUGCCCCUCUCCCACCCCUGAAGAUCCCAGGUGGGCGAGGGAAUGGCACACGGGAUCACACUCCUUCAGCUCGGCCGGUCUACUCAGACCGAAAGUUGACUGUAACGGAGGAGCCGGCAGGGAAUGGUCGCCCUGGGAUACUCCACUUCCAAAGUCGUCCCACUGUUACCAAGACAAUACAGUGGGAUGCUGUCCUAAGCAGCAGCGCACUCUAUGUGGAGAUACCUCUUGACCCUCUUCCUGAAGGCAGCAAGGAGAGUUUUGCGGCUCUCCUGGAGUAUGCUGAAGAACAUCUGAAAGUCGUUAGCGUGUUUGUCUGCUUUUACAAGAACAGAGAUGAUCGUGCUAAACUGGUGCGUACCUUCAGUUUCCUGGGCUUUGAGAUUGUGAAACCGGGCCAUGCCCUCGUCCCACCUCGACCCGACGUUUUCUUCAUGGCCUACAACUUUGACAGGGACUCCUCGGACGAGGAGUAGCCCUGGACCGCCCCUCCACCCCACCCUUACUUCCCUUUUUCUUCCCAUCGUGUGUUUGCCCAUCCCGUCCCAGCUUUCCCAUAUUCACCACCGUCUGUGUUACACCCUCGGCGGUAGCUCUCUGUAUGCAAGUAUUCAUUCCCCCCCACGCUUUUUGUGUUCAAGGGAAAAUGUAAGCUGUGCAUCUCCUGUCUUCACCAUCUAUCUUUGUGUGUUUUAACAUACUAUUUUCAUUAAGGAUUAAUUGAUGUUGUCAUCUAAAAAGGAGGGAACCUUUGCUUUUUGGACUUAUUGUCAUGUUGCAGUUGUCAUAGUUUUAAGUUAAGCUCUCAUGUAAUUUCAGUUUCUUGUCAAGUCUUUGUUUUAUUUCCUUUUAUGAUAGAUUAAGGUGGAGGAUUCUUCAUUUCUUGAAUGUACAACAAAAGGUCAUCAGGUUUACACUCGGGUACUCCAGCUUUUUGAUUGGCUAAAUUCUGACUUUAAAAUAUGUCCCCAUAUUUUCUUUCUCUCUGAACUGAAUUACAAAUACAUUUCAGCGGGACCAAUUUCAUUUUGUAGCACUAAUAUCCUCUUAAAAGUAUUAGGAUUUUUGAAAUGUUACUUCUGAGCGACAGCCCCAAUAAUUGGUACUUCAUAGCUGAAUAGUGAAUCCAUUUAGACUAGAGGUGGAGUGAAAAGAUGAAAACUGUUGCAUGUGUCAGUUUCAAGUUUAAGAUCCUACAAUGAGUGUGUUGGUACAAAGCGAAAGGAAAGUGAAUAAUCCAAAGUGCUUUUGCUUCUUUCUGCCAUGUGUAUCUGAUGAUAUUGUAGUAUUUUGUUCUGGAGGUUGAAAAAUAUUGCUGUGAUUGGAUUUUCUUUUUUUUUUGGGAUUAGCAUUCCUUUUCAACUUUUUUUUUUUUCAUGAUA